CACGAUAAAGUAAGUACGUUCUGUAGAUAAAGUACCUGCUAAAAUAUAUGGUUGCCGGGCUUUCUUCAGUCCCCCUCCCUUCCUCCCUUCGUCUCUCACAAUGGCGACUGCUCUCUCGCUUCACCAUUUUCUUUGCCUACGCUCGCUGAAGACUAAUUGCUUUUCUUCAUCUAAAUCUCCAACGCUCAUCCGAAACCCAACUUGCCCCGUCCGUCUCCGACCCGUGCCCCAAUCAUCAACUCAGAAGCACGCUGACAGUGGCAGCCCCUCUCUAGAGACUCAAACUCCGCCCCUUGAUGACUCAAAACCCGAAGCUUCGCGUAAUCCUGUUGACCCGAAUCCUCCAUCCACCUCGUCUAUUCCUUACUCCUUUUCUUCUCUUUUUCUUCGUCUAAGAGAUGGGAUUAAGUUUGAUGGGCUCGGGGUGGAGAUAUUGUCGAUUGCAUUGCCUGCUGCGUUGGCUUUGGCAGCUGACCCGCUUGCGUCGUUGGUUGAUACAGCCUUUGUUGGCCAUUUAGGAUCUGCUGAACUGGCCGCUGUUGGGGUAUCGGUUUCAGUUUUCAAUUUGGUGUCAAAAUUGUUUAAUGUGCCAUUACUCAACGUCACAACGUCCUUUGUUGCCGAAGAGCAGGCCUUGGUUGGUAAAGCGGCUGAAGAUUCCAAUCAAAUUGACAAGGAUGGCAUGGGUGAGCGCGAAGGCAAGAAACUGCUUCCCUCGGUAUCAACUUCUUUAGCACUUGCCGCUAGCAUUGGUCUUGCUGAAGCUGUUGCACUUUCAUUCGGCUCUGGUUUCUUAAUGAAUAUCAUGGGUAUACCUGUUGACUCACCAAUGCGAGUGCCAGCUGAGCAGUUUCUUACCCUUAGGGCGUUUGGUGCUCCACCAAUUGUAAUUGCACUUGCUGCACAAGGCACUUUUCGUGGAUUUAUGGACACAAAAACACCACUUUAUGCCAUUGGUGCUGGUAACUUGCUUAAUGCACUAUUGGAUCCAAUAUUGAUUUUUCUUUUUGGUCUUGGCAUCAGUGGUGCAGCGAUUUCUACUGUGAUUUCUGAAUAUUUAAUUGCUUUUAUUCUUCUCUGGAAAUUGAGUGGGGAGAUUUCGCUUAUUUCUCCAAACAUUGAUGGGAGAAGACUUGCCAGCUAUCUAAAAUCUGGUGGGCUUCUUAUUGGCAGGACCCUAGCUGUGCUUGUAACCAUGACAUUGGCAACAUCCAUGGCGGCUAGGGAGGGUCCCAUACCUAUGGCUGGUUAUCAGAUUUGUGCACAGGUUUGGUUGGCAGUGUCUUUGCUGACUGAUGCUUUAGCACUUGCUGGUCAGGCUCUUCUUGCGAGUGGUUACUCCCAAGGAAAUUAUGGAGAGGCACGUCAAGUAAUUUACAGAGUUCUUCAGAUUGGUUUAGGAACAGGAAUUGUAUUGGCUGUCAUUUUAUUUCUUGGGUUCGGGGCAUUUUCUAGCUUGUUCACUACAGAUGUGGAAGUUCUGAAAAUUGCCUGGUCAGGUGUUCUGUUUGUAGCUGGAUCACAGCCAAUUAAUGCUUUAGCAUUUGUUCUUGACGGGCUCUACUAUGGGGUUUCAGACUUCGGAUACGCUGCCUACUCUAUGGUGCUUGUUGGAUUGAUCUCCUCAAUCUUCCUACUUGUGGCUGCUCCAGUAUUUGGUCUUGCUGGAGUCUGGAUGGGUUUGUUUCUCUUCAUGACCUUGCGUGUUGUAGCUGGAAUUUGGAGGUUGGGCACUAGAAGUGGACCAUGGAAAAUGGUCUGGUCAGAGUUGAAACAAGAAACGGAGAUAUGAUUCAUGUUCUGCGUGCCAAAAUUUCUGCCAUCUGGUUUUGACUUUGAGAUCCAUCAGGAUCAUAAAACAUUAUGCUGUUAGAAAGAAAUCCUGGUUUUGAAGUCGAUCAAGCAACCUUUUACCAGUGCUCAAAUCACAAGAGUUUUGGGUCAGGAUAUUAAACAGUUCUGAAGCUACAAGGAUUCAUUAAUCAGAGUGGAUUUUUGUCAGCUGCUAACAACUAAAUGGAUACGAGUAUGGCUGGUUUGACGAGGAGGCAGGUACAAUGUAUUAUUGGAGGUAGCUAAACAUAACAAGGGUUUGAAGGGCGAGUUUUCUCCCUUUUUGGGCUUAAUCAGAUUCAUAUGUCUAUCAGAGUUUGUUGUAUAUUCUUCGAGCUCUUUCUUUACAACCAUGUCAGUUGCAAAGUGGGUAAAUGCAUAGAUAUGUAUACACAUGUAUAUUCCGAUAAUUAAGGUUUGUGCAGUAAUUGUAAAAGAAAUUUUCAGGUUUUUUGGAAAGAUCUUAGAAGGAUUUAGUUUUUAAUA
This is a messenger RNA of Juglans microcarpa x Juglans regia, 2319 nucleotides long. RefSeq names its product protein DETOXIFICATION 44, chloroplastic. The record is from RefSeq and is a predicted model, not a curated record. Gene Ontology annotation, biological process: transmembrane transport. Gene Ontology annotation, molecular function: antiporter activity; xenobiotic transmembrane transporter activity. Gene Ontology annotation, cellular component: membrane. NCBI's taxonomy places the organism in Eukaryota, Viridiplantae, Streptophyta, Magnoliopsida, Fagales, Juglandaceae. The transcript is spliced from 13 exons. The coding region runs from base 101 to 1792 and encodes 563 amino acids.